CUCUCUCUAUUGUUCUUGCUCUGUUUCAUUUGGAUCUGUCUCCCGUGAGUUUCUUCUAACAAAUCUGAUUCAUAUUCUCAAAACCUGAUCGAAAAGAGACCGACCCUUUUGGUUGGACUUGCGAAAUUUUUACAAAGGAAUAGCUAAUUUUAUUAUUGUCUUUGGGAUUUCUGUGUUUGGUUGAAGAAGGGAAAAUGGAUCGGUUUCUGAGAAAAUCUGAUACUACUUCGAGCUCGGUAACAUGGGAAUGGGAAAUCGAAGACACCCUUUUCGAUUAAGCUUUAUACUAAAAGGAUGCAAGUAGUACAUGAACCAAUAAGAGAAAACCCAAGAAUCCAAUGUUCUUAUAAUCCUGCCAACAAAACAAGUGCCUCAGAAACCAAGCCAGAAAUUAGAAAACAAGGAGUCUAUAAAGCUUACCUAGAUGUGUAAUUGAACAAAAACAUUUCAGCCGUAGCUGGUGCACGAACCCCGAUGAAUUUAUAUCGGAGCUGAUAAAAGAAAUGGCAGCUGAGAGAGACAGAUAGAAAGGGGGAAUUGAUUGAGGCGUUGUGGAGUUAAAAGGGGAAAGGGCCAAGUCCCGAGUGUUUGUCUUGCUUUAGAUAAGUAGGCGAGCACAGAGUGGGUGCAGAAGCACAACAACAGCCACCCCACAGGCUCCUGUUUCUCGGACCGCGCCGCUCUUGUUUGUCGCUCGUGCGCUUACAAUUUUUAAACACAGAUCUCGAGGCCCCUUUUUCCGCUGGGCUAAAACUGACAUCUGUAACCACCAAUUCUUGCCUUCCCCCGCCAUUUUCUCUUAUUUAUGAGGAGGCUGAGGCUGAUCUUCCUCCAUUGGGCUUGAGUUGAGCUCGAUGCAAAGUACUUGGAUAAGUUUAUUUUGAGGGUUUGUUUUAUAUUUGCAAUCAAAGGGCGUGGAGCAUUGACUCUUGAGAAGUUGCAUUGCAUUAGAGCCAUAAUCUUAGCCGGGUCGGUGACACUGUUGAACUUUCGCUGUUGCUUUGCGGUGAUCUCGAGAAUUGAUAAAGAGUUAGUUUGGCCUUUGAUGUGGAAUAUUGGUUCUAAAACAAGACAUGCUGAGUUCUGAUGGAGACACAGACGUUUUCUUCGACUCAGAAGAUCAUUUGCCAUCAGAGGAGUCCUUGGUAGCGGAAGAAGAAGUGGAUUUCAGCAAGUUGGGAUAUGAAAUAUGGAUGAGUGAGCCUCAGAGCAUUAAGAAGAGAAGAGAACGGUUUCUCCAAGAAGUUGGUUUGGUUGAAUUUGCAUCUCCAAGGACUUGUGCACAGGAUUUUGAGAUUGAAUCUAGUGGUUCAUCAGGGAGGAUGGAAUUCGAGAGACUUACAGAGUGCAGUGGAGCUGUAUCUAGCUCUGACUAUACACCUAGCUGCAAUGUGGAGGACAACGAUUUGGAAGUAUGCCAAAACGAGACACCGAAUGCGGAAUUCGGUGAGGAGGAGGCAAGUGAAACUCCGUUUUCUGCUUCUGACUCCAGCUUUCAACAGUGCAAAGAUGAAGCUCACGUUGAAAGUUGCCAGAAUGUUGAUGUGGGUAGAAAGAAAAUGAAGACUUGGUGGAAAUUUUUUAUGAACAAGACUGCAAGACGAAGAACAAGUACGGGGUUUUCUGAGAAAUCGAAAUCGAAUCUGGAAAGAUCCAAAAGUUGCAGAAUGAAGGUGUACCAAAACAAAAAGAGGUGCUCAGAAUUUAGUGCACUAUACAUGAGACAGCAAUUUUGUGCACACAAGGGCUUUAUUUGGACAAUGAAGUUUAGUCCAGAUGGGAAGUAUUUGGCGAGCGGAGGAGAAGAUGGAGUCGUACGUGUUUGGCGUGUAACAUAUGCAAACGGCUCUAGAGUGUUUUUAGCCAAUGACAAACCAAGAGAAGGGAAGUCUAGUUUAAGCGGUAAACCGUUGAGAUUUACCACAGUUGUCAUUCCUGAAAAGGUUUUUCAGAUUGAUGAGUCGCCAAUGCAAGAAUUCCAUGGACAUUCAAGUGAUGUCUUGGACAUAGCUUGGUCCAAUUCAAACUGUCUUCUUUCGUCCUCGAAGGAUAAAACCGUUCGCUUGUGGCAAGUCGGUUCUAAUCAAUGUCUUGAUGUUUUCCACCAUAAAAACUAUGUGACUUGUAUCCAAUUCAAUCCAGUGGAUGAAAACUACUUCAUCAGUGGCUCAAUUGAUGGCAAAAUCCGGAUUUGGGGGGUGUCUCAGCAGCGCGUUGUCGAUUGGGCCGAUGCCCGAGAUGUAAUUACUGCUUUAUCGUAUCGACCAGAUGGGAAGGGAUUUGUUGUUGGUUCUAUUACCGGCACCUGUCGAUUCUACGAAGUAUCAGGUGAUUAUCUUCAUCUGGAUGCUCAGAUCAAUGUCCAAGGUAGCAAAAAAGCCUCAGGCAAAAGGAUUACUGGCAUUCAGUUUUGCCGGGAAAACUCUCAAAGAGUGAUGAUAACUUCAGAAGACUCUAAAGUGCGGAUAUUUGAAGGAACUGACAUCGUCAACAAAUACAAAGGUCUACCGAAGUCGGGUAGUCAGAUGUCUGCUUCCUUCACGAAAAGUGGGAAACAUAUAAUAUCCGUCGGAGAGGACUCUCGUGUUUAUAUGUGGAACUACGAUAGCCUUCGCAUCUCGUCGACAAAAGAAACGAAAUCUCAGCAGUCCUGUGAGCAUUUCUGUUCUGAUGGUGUAUCUGUUGCUAUACCAUGGCCUGGCAUUGGAACAGAACCGAAGUGUUUCGGUGACAACCACCCGCAGUUUUCACAAAGACAGGACUACCAAGGGGCUGCUUCGGAGCGUUUUUCCCUUGGUAAUUGGUUCUCUGCCGAUGGUUUAUGCCGGGGAUCUGCAACAUGGCCAGAGGAGAGACUACCUCUCUGGGACUUGCCAGUUGCAGAUGAUGAAAAUUGCAACCUGCAACACCAAGAUCAUCAUCCGAACGGUCAGAGCGACGCACACAGCCACAAAUCUCCACCCGAAACAUGGGGCCUCGUGAUCGUCGCGGCUGGAUUAGAUGGAAAUAUAAAAACAUUCCACAACUAUGGAUUGCCCAUCAGGCUUUAGGAAUUGAAUUGAAGCUCUGCUUUGAAUCAGCUCACUUCCCUGAGCUUCCAAAAGCAGAAGAAAAGAAUUCAGAAAAUGAGAAAACAUGAAAUCAUUUCAUGUGGUUGAUUCUUUCUCGAGUUGUAUCUUCCUACCAGUAGUACUAUAGAGGUGAAGCCUUUCAUUUAUUUAUUGAUUCUAAAUUGUAUGUUUUAGAGGUUUUGGAAACUUGUAAAUCCCAAGAGGCAGGCCACCAUUUCUUUUUGUUUGAGUUUUGUGAAUAUUACUGCCAAUGUAAAUGGAAUACACCUAGCAGAUUUUUUGGUCA
Molecule: messenger RNA, 3357 nt
Organism: Momordica charantia (bitter melon)
Lineage: Eukaryota; Viridiplantae; Streptophyta; Magnoliopsida; Cucurbitales; Cucurbitaceae
Source: RefSeq, a predicted model, not a curated record